Molecule: messenger RNA, 2013 nt
Organism: Neltuma alba
Lineage: Eukaryota; Viridiplantae; Streptophyta; Magnoliopsida; Fabales; Fabaceae
Product: putative dual specificity protein phosphatase DSP8
Exons: 7
Coding region: 198-1055 (285 amino acids)
Biological process (GO): protein dephosphorylation
Molecular function (GO): phosphoprotein phosphatase activity
Source: RefSeq, a predicted model, not a curated record
UAGUCCGAUUCUCUGUAGUAUUACUCUCCACUCUCUGUGACUCUUCCUUGGGAAACGCUUUUGAUUUACUCACCGAUUUGGUGCUUCAAGUAUCUCUGUUGGUUGAUUCAUAUUUUUUCUUCGAUCGGAACCGCUUCUCGCCGAUCACGCAUCUUCCCUGAUUUUGGAGUCAUUUGGUUUUGAUUUGUCUGGGUGGGAUGAAGAUCGAGCAAUUGGACGAUGUGGAUUCGGAUGGCUGUCGGAGCAAAGGGAAUUACGAGAGGCAGAUUGUGAGUGUUGAUGCAAAGAGGGCGUUGGUUGGAGCAGGUGCCCGGAUCUUGUUUUACCCGACACUUUUGUAUAAUGUGCUUCGAAACAAGAUUGAAGCAGAGUUCCGGUGGUGGGAUGAAGUCGAUGAGUUUCUAUUAUUGGGAGCGGUUCCAUUCCCCAAAGACGUUCCCCGCUUGAAGAAGCUUGGUGUGGGUGCUGUAAUUACUCUAAACGAACCUUAUGAAACCUUGGUUCCUUCAUCUUUAUAUCUUGCACAUGGGAUCGAUCAUUUGGUUAUCCCUACAAGGGAUUAUCUCUUUGCCCCUUCAUUUGUUGAUAUAUCUCGAGCUGUGCAAUUCAUUCAUCAGAAUGCAACAUGCGGCAAGACUACUUAUGUUCACUGUAAAGCUGGGCGGGGCAGGAGUACAACAAUUGUCCUAUGCUAUUUGAUUGAAUACAAGCUUAUGACACCUCUUGCUGCCCUGGAAUAUGUACGGUCAAGAAGACCUAGAGUUCUAUUAGCACCCUCACAGUGGAAGGCUGUUCAGAAUUAUAGCAAGCGCAGACCUUGUCCUAGGCCACACUCUCCCCCAGGUGAUGCAGUUCUUAUAACCAAAGCUGAUCUUGAGGGUUACCACAAUACAUUCGAUGCUCGUAUGGAGCUGGCCAUUGUUCCCAAAGGGCCAAAGACAAAGUCUAAGCCCAUGAUAUCGAAGCUAUCUUGCCUGUUUGCAUCAUUAAAAGUUUCUGGUUAUGGCAUACCAGUGACCCGGCGGCUGCCUGUGUCUGAGGCACGUGCUUGCUAAGCUAGCUUGUCAUGAAUAUACAUAUACAGAUGGUGGCCUGUGCAGAAGAAGAUCAUGGAAAUAAGUGAUAUUUGAUCACACGCAUCCCACCAAGUCGGAACACAACUGUGACAUGAAAAGAGGUCGUAUAGGAAGAAAGAUAGGAGUUCUGGAGAAACGACUUGUAGUUCUGCUUGUACAUAGAUCAGUGAUCGCAUUUUGUCAUAAGUUAUUCUGUUUUGUUCAGUGAAUGUAUCUGUUACAUGUUUGUCAAUCCAAGUGAAAUCCUUGUGACAUUAAUGUGCAAUUGGGACAAUUUCUCAUGUCCUGGUCUAACUAUAGAAUUUUAUACCUUGGCAGAAGAUCUCUGCCCAUACUUGCUGGUCAAGUAUGGAAGUCAAGAUAUUCAAGAAUAUAAUUUGAGGAGAGUAACCACGAGCCUUCAUCAGCUUUCAUAAUGUGACAGCAGACUUAGGAUGAAAGCAAGAGCAUACAAGAAACUGUGUUCCCCCUGAAGCAGUAUGGUGACAUCUUGAUGCGGAUGGCUUGGUGAACUAAAGAGGUGAAGCUACUUGUGGAGGCAUGUUCUGAGAUGAAGAUAGAUGGUGGACAAGUGGUUUCAUGAGGAAACUGUGAUGUUUACCCUAUACUUCAGCCAAAAUGAUAGAAGAUCUGCAGAGCCUGAGGAUUCCUCGGACACAAGGUUAUAAGAAAGUUAUGUUUGUAGGUAUUCAAUCAAGGCUUUUGAAUUAAUCAAGAAGGAACAAGCUGAAGAAAAACCUCGGUUGAUAAAUCUCAUCGAUGAGGAAAGAGAUUAAUCAUGCCUGACUAAACUGUGACUUAGAAGCAAUAUAUUUAGAGUGACUAGAGCGUUAGCUAUGAGCAUAGAAGAAGCUCAUGUUCGUGUUGAUUGGUUGGUGGAACGGGCCUAUACUUUGUAAACCAUGUUUUGAGAGUGGGAUUUUGAUGUGCUUUUUUU